AUGAAUAGUUUCUUCAAAACCCUGACCCAACAAACCGUCACAGUCGAGCUCAAAAACGACAUCUCUAUCCGCGGCACCUUGAAAUCCGUCGAUCAGUACUUGAACAUCAAGCUCGACGACAUCACGGUCCUGGAUGAACUGAAAUACCCGCACUUGUCCUCCGUGAAGAAUAUCUUUAUAAGAGGCUCGGUGGUGCGGUACGUGCACCUGCCGCCCGACAAGGUCGACAGGGGACUCUUGGAGGAUGCGUGUCGGAGAGAAGCCAUGAGUCAGAAGGGCAAAGGUACUUGA
Messenger RNA from Cladophialophora psammophila CBS 110553, 291 nucleotides. RefSeq names its product U6 snRNA-associated Sm-like protein LSm2. The transcript has a single exon. Gene Ontology annotation, biological process: mRNA splicing, via spliceosome. The record is from RefSeq and is a predicted model, not a curated record. Gene Ontology annotation, molecular function: RNA binding. Bases 1 to 291 code for a protein of 96 amino acids. NCBI's taxonomy places the organism in Eukaryota, Fungi, Ascomycota, Eurotiomycetes, Chaetothyriales, Herpotrichiellaceae. Gene Ontology annotation, cellular component: precatalytic spliceosome; U6 snRNP; P-body.